Molecule: messenger RNA, 471 nt
Organism: Klebsormidium nitens
Lineage: Eukaryota; Viridiplantae; Streptophyta; Klebsormidiophyceae; Klebsormidiales; Klebsormidiaceae
Source: the annotation of a GenBank genome assembly
AUGGAAGAAGAGGAAACGGACGGGAGCGAACCGAUGACUGUGGACGCACCACUUGCGGCGCCGGCGCCGGGGCCCAGUGAGCAGGUGCCACGUGGCAGCGACGACGCGGCAGCUGGCGGUUUGGAAUGGCAGCGGGCUCAGGAAGCUGCGGCGGAGGCGAGCGGGCGGGUGCAGAAAGCGGUGGCGGAUUUGAGGCAACAGGCCGGACCGGGGGAGGUUACGCUAACCCUGAAAACGCUGGCAACGAUUCUUCGCAAUGUGAUGGAGCACCCGGCCGAGGCGAAGUACCGGCGGGUGCGCAAGACGAAUGCGGCGUUCUUCGAGAGGGUCGGCAGGUUCCAAGCGGCACUGGAGGUCCUCCACGCGGCGGGCUUCAGAGAAGACGGAGCUUCCGACAGCAUGGUGCUUCAGCGAGACGAUCCAGGCUUGCUGUGGCUGACCUGCUCGUUCGUAGAGGGGAGUCUUGCAUAA